Molecule: messenger RNA, 675 nt
Organism: Lolium rigidum
Lineage: Eukaryota; Viridiplantae; Streptophyta; Magnoliopsida; Poales; Poaceae
Exons: 1
Coding region: 1-462 (153 amino acids)
Source: RefSeq, a predicted model, not a curated record
AUGUCGUCUGCCCUCUCACUUCCAAUGAUACGGCCGGCGGCCGGACAUGGUUUCCAGCAGCACGGGUCGCCGCCAUGCCACGGCCGGGUGCUGCAGCCCAGGAAGCUGCCGGCAGCGGCAACGACGUCGGUGCACUGCGGUGCCUUCCGGAGGGACAACUACGGAGGCGCGCUGGCGGACGAGGGCAUGCCAGUGCUGCGGCGGAGGAUCCGGGAGGCGAGGAUGGCGGAGACAAACUAUGAAGCUCCAGCCGGGUGGGCAGCCUGGGAGAAGCGGUACUACCGGACCUACGUCUCCGACGUGUCCGCCCUCGCCGGCGCGCUGCAGCUGAUGGCGAUGGGCACCAGGCCCGGCGUCGCUGUUGCCGUGGCCGCGCUAGUUCUCGCCGGUGUGCCUGUCUCCGCCGCCAUUGCCCUGCACCUCCUCGGGCAGGUCGUGGGAGCCGCUCUGCAGCAUUCUUGACCGGUUCAUCGGCAAUGCGUGUGUGUGUGUAGAUAAUGUGACAUAUUGAUUGGUUUGCUGGAUAUGCUAUUCAUUUGAUUUUAGCCAGAGUAACAAUUACUUUUGUAUUUGUAUAGUCUGAACUUGAAAAGUUGGAGGGAGCAGAGUUGAUGGGAGCUUGUCAAUUUGCCCCUCUCUAACAAGGUUUUUUUCCCUCGUUUUCUAAAAAGUAUG